Lolium perenne is the source of this 920-nucleotide messenger RNA. Its product is annotated as RNA-binding protein Y14B. NCBI's taxonomy places the organism in Eukaryota, Viridiplantae, Streptophyta, Magnoliopsida, Poales, Poaceae. The record is from RefSeq and is a predicted model, not a curated record. Gene Ontology annotation, molecular function: mRNA binding. Gene Ontology annotation, cellular component: nucleus; cytoplasm. Gene Ontology annotation, biological process: RNA processing.
GAGGCCCUCUCACGUCGCCGCCGCCACGCUCCACUCGCUCUCUCCCACUCCCUCUCUCUCUCUCGCGGCGGCGGCGGCGAUGGCGACGGUCGCGGAGGACGUGGAUUUCGCGGAGUACGGCCGGGUCGACGACGACGAGGACGACGACGGGAUGGACGAGGACGACGAGGCCGCGGCGCGCGCGCUCCCCGUGCCCCACAUCGCCACCCCCGCCUCGGCCCGCGCGCGGGGACGCUUCCUCGGCCGCAGCGCCUCCGUCCUCGCCUCCAGCCGCGACCGCUUCGACUCCAUCCCCAGCUCCCCGCACGGCGGCCCCCAGCGCUCAAUUGAAGGAUGGAUAAUACUUGUCUCGGGUGUGAAGGAAGAUGCAGAAGAAAGUGAUAUAUACGAUGCUUUCUGUGACUUUGGUCAUGUCAAGGACUUGCAUUUGAAUCUGGAACGCCGCACUGGAUAUGGAAAGGGAUAUGUAUUGGUUGAAUAUGAAAGCUUUGAGGAAGCACAAACUGCAAUCAGAGCAAUGGAUGGGAAGCAGCUGUUAACAAAGACUAUCCAUGUUGAUUGGGCAUUCAACAGAGGUCCCAUCCAAAAGGUCACGAGUACGAGGCCAGUACGCGGACGCUCUAGGACUCCACCUCGCAGGCUCGCUGCGUUGACAUACUGAAGGGGGGACUACUAGGGCUGCAAUCUCUGACCAGUCGUGGUGGAUGUUUUUUUUGGGUAGUUGCCAGGAAUCGCUAGAUUUGGUGUUAACCAUCGUCUUUGGCAGUAUGCAGUAACUGAAUGAACGGAGUAUCGUCCAGAACCGAGUCUGAUUCUGCUGGCCUGAUUUUAUCUGUACUAAGCUUGUUCAGCUUAGCUCCCAGACUUUGAUAUUGAUCGCUUGAUGGAGGUCUGGCAAUCCAACUGAGAACCAUUUUGUU